Panonychus citri (citrus red mite) is the source of this 1272-nucleotide messenger RNA. Its product is annotated as 4-formylbenzenesulfonate dehydrogenase TsaC1/TsaC2-like. NCBI's taxonomy places the organism in Eukaryota, Metazoa, Arthropoda, Arachnida, Trombidiformes, Tetranychidae. Bases 299 to 1138 code for a protein of 279 amino acids. The record is from RefSeq and is a predicted model, not a curated record. The transcript is spliced from 5 exons.
AAAUAUGGUUUGGAUCCCUAAAAGAUUAGUCAAACUGUCAAUGUUUCAAUUAAUCUUAAUUGUUAUUAUCAUAAAUUGUUCGUUUACUAAUGAAUGAGAAUUAGCAACUGUUUAUUAAUUGUUAUCAAGAGAUCGAAACAAUCAGUUAAUUGUGUUGCUAACAAAAUACUGAUCACAAUAUUAGUUGAAAUCUCAUCGAAAGUGUAUUAAGUUAACCAUUUACAUUUUCGCAAUUUUUUUUUGUUUCUUAUUGUUUAAUUGUGAUUGUUAAUUUCUUGCCCUUCAACAAUUAACAACAAUGGCCGCAAUGAUUGACGGUAAAUCAUUUUCUGGUAAAGUGGUAAUUGUAACUGGUUCCAGUUCUGGCAUUGGUGAAGUGAAUGCAAUUCAUUUUGCCCGAUUAGGAGCUUCGGUUGUGGUUACAGGUCGAAAUCAAGAACGGGUCGAGAAAGUGGCCAACGAAUGUCGGAAAUUCAACACAACCGACCAAUCAAAGACGCUUGGUGUAGUUGGUGACAUUUCGACCGAAGACUUUUGUCAAACUCUAAUUAACUUGACAAUUAGUGAAUUUGGUCGAAUCGAUGUUCUUGUUAACAAUGCUGGUAUUUCCAGUGCAGUUGCGAUUGACGAACCUGCGGACAAAUUUUUCACCGCUUUGGACAAUAUUUAUCGAACUAAUUUACGAGCUGUUUUGUACCUUAUUCACUUGGCAACACCUCAUCUAAUUGCGAGCAAGGGAAACAUCGUCAAUGUGUCCAGUUGUGCUGGUCAACGUCCAUGGGAAAAAGGUACAGCCUAUUGUUCAUUGAAAGCUGCUCUCGACAUGACGGUUAAAACACUCACCUUGGAAUUGGCACCUAAAGGUGUUCGAAUCAAUAACGUCAGUCCAGCCUAUGUGGAAACGCCAAUGUUAUCCGAUGGAAUUGAACAUCUCAUGCCGGAGAUAAGACAAAGAGUCUCAGAGAAAUAUCCUCUCGGCAGAAUUGGACAAAGUGAGGAUGUUUCGAACGCCAUUGUUUUCCUUGCUUCGGAAAUGGCCUCUUUCGUUUGUGGUUCUUGUCUUCCGGUUGAUGGUGGGUCGUUGGAUGGUUCAUACACUCAUACUCCACCUGAAAUCAUGAAAUUGAUUAUAAGAUAAUCAAUUCAGAGAGGGAGAGAGAGAAUUGAUUCCCCAGAUAAUUGAAACAUUGAUCUUUAAUCAAUGUUUUCAUCUAUUCAUAUAUAAUUACAUUUGAUUGAUUCUCAAUAAAGAUUCAAUAGUUAUCUAUUAAA